UCGUCGGCUUCUGUUUCCAAUUUAUACCUUCACCCAAUUAAUAAAUGAAGAAAAUAACUGAAAAAAUUGAAAGAAAAAUAAAAAGUCUGUAGCCGCGCUCGAUCUUUGCGGCUCUUUCGAUCUUCGAAGGAUUAGGGUUUUCAAUCUCCACUGCUCAUCUUUUGCCCCAAUUUCUCCCGCAUCCCUCGUUUAAAAUUUGAGCUAAAUCCUCAAAUUUCAUGCCUGGAUUCGAUUUUUGAGCUCACAGAUCUACUCAGCUCGCUCUAUUUAUCAUUUGCUUAGCCAUCCGUCUCCACCCAUAGCAACACGGCCGCGCAGACGCCAUGUUCUGGAAGCUCACUGCUAUGUCCGCCUCAUCUCCUGUUGAGGCUGUGCUGGAUAAGGAAAAUUUUACUUUGGAAGAACUUUUGGAUGAAGAAGAGAUAAUCCAAGAAUGCAAAGCAUUGAAUAGCCGUCUUAUUAAUUUUUUGAGGGAUAGGGCUCAGGUGGAGCAGCUACUGCACUAUAUUGUUGAGGAGCCUCCUGAAGAUGCAGAUAGCAAACGAACUUUUAAGUUUCCUUUCAUUGCCUGUGAAAUUUUUACGUGUGAAAUUGAUGUCAUCUUGAAGACUUUGGUGGAUGAGGAAGAGCUUAUGAAUUUACUCUUCUCUUUUCUGGAACCAGACCGUUACCAUAGUGCACUGUUGGCUGGGUAUUUUAGUAAGGUUGUGGUAUGUUUAAUGCUGCGGAAGACCGUUCCUCUAAUGAAUUAUGUUAAGGCUCAUCAAGAUGUAUUUAGGCAGCUGGUUGAUUUGAUUGGUAUCACAUCCAUAAUGGAGGUCUUGGUGCGACUUGUAGGUGGAGAUGACCAUCUCUACCCAAAUUCUUUGGAUGUGAUGCAGUGGUUGGCUGACAGCAAUUUGUUAGAAAUGAUUGUCGAUAAACUUAAUGACUCAAAUCCCCCUGAAGUACAUGCUAAUGCAGCAGAAACAUUAUGCGCUAUAACCAGGAACGUGCCAUCUCCUCUGGCCACUAAACUAUCGAGUCCAGGCUUCGUGGGUAGAAUAUUUGGUCAUGCACUUGAAGACUCCCAUUCAAAAUCUGCCCUUGUCAACUCUCUGUCUGUUUGUAUUUCACUAUUGGAUCCAAAAAGAUCAAUGCCUUCACCAGUAUUUUACUCUUUCAGAAGUCAACAUGUGUAUGAACCACCAGUGCAUGUCAAUCCUGAUACAGUUGGUGCUAUGCUUCCAAAACUAGGAGAGCUCCUGGUGCUUUUGAAUGUUUCAUCCGAUGAGAAGGUUUUACCGGUGACAUAUGGUGAAUUGAGGCCUCCUCUUGGAAAGCAUCGAUUAAAGGUUGUGGAAUUCCUUGCUGUGCUGCUAAAAACUGGCAAUGAAGUGGCAGAGCAGGAAUUGGUCAGCUCUGGGACAAUUCACAGAGUCCUUGAUCUCUUUUUUGAGUACCCCUACAAUAAUGCUUUACAUCAUCACGUGGAGAGCAUAUUAUAUUCAUGCUUGGAAAGCAAAAGUAGUACCAUUGUUGAUCAUCUUCUUGUGGACUGUAAUCUGGUAGCUAAGAUUCUUCAAGCAGAGAAAAAUUCGACACUUGGUGAACUUAAUCAGCAGCCAACUCUGCCUGCUUCUGGAAGAUCUGCUCCUCGAGCAGGAUACUUUGGGCACUUGACACGUAUAUCAAAUAAAUUAAUUCAGAUGGGGAAUAUUGAAAUUCAAAAGCAUCUUCAGGAAAACAGUGAGUGGAAUGAGUGGCAGACUACUAUCUUACAGGAGCGUAACAUAGUCGAGAAUGUUUACCGGUGGGCUUGUGGCCGGCCAACUGCACUUCAAGACAGGACCAGGGAUAGUGACGAGGAAGAUGUUCAUGACAGGGACUAUGAUGUUGCAGCUUUGGCAAAUAACUUGAGCCAAGCAUUUAGAUACAGCAUAUAUGAUAAUGAUGAUGCUGAGGGUAAUGUAUCUCUUGAUCGUGAUGAUGAGGAUGUUUACUUUGAUGACGAGUCCGCAGAAGUUGUAAUUUCAUCCUUAAGGUUGGGUGACGACCAUGGGAGCAGUUUGUUCACAAAUUCCAACUGGUUUGCGUUCCAAGAUGACAGAUCUGGUGGUAAUGAAGCUACCGGCACCUCAUCUUCUGAUGCGCUAGACAAUCUUAAGUUGAAUGGUACAUCAAAUGGUGGUGACAGCAGCGCUGAUGAUGAGGUAGUGGUUGGAGAGAUUGAGGAAUUAUCCGCAAGUAAAACUUCUAGCAAUGGCUCAUCUGCUGCCACAAAUCCUUUUGUUGAUGAGUUCAUUGCGAACAACUCCAGUGUUGGUGACUCAGUGAAUGAGAAAACUGGUGCCUCCAACGACCUGGGUUUCUUUAAUUUUGAGGCACCAGAAAAUGACGAUCCAUUUGAAGACAGGCCAAUGCCUGAAUGGGUAGCAUGGGGUGAAGUUUCAGAUCUUCAAGUUGGUGGGUCUAGCCUGAACCCCUUUGAAGACGAAGGUGGCAUGGCAGACAACAAUGUGCAUUCUGUAGAGGCGAGUAAUGCUUCGUUUAGUACCACUUCAAGUGGAGGCUCCCUACCAAAUGGGACAUCCAGUUCUGCUGAUUCCUGCAACGACUCAGAUAUGCCCGAUUCUAGUCAGAGGAGUGUUGUUGCGCCUUGUUUGUUUGAAGAGGAUGUUGAGUUUAUUGGCGUAGAGUUAGAGGGUACAGAAAAGGCUAUGGAGCAUGCUCUGAAGGAAGGAAUUGUAGGAGAAGCGGGGCCGCUAAAAAGGAAUAUCAUACCAAAUAGCCUAGAGGAGUCAGAUGAUGGCGGUGCUGGUAUGAAGAAGGAAUUCAAUGACGCCAAUUAUUGGAGAGUUGAUCAGGAAGUUGCAGUGUCAGAAUAAACUAGAAUCAACCUCCAUGGUGGUGCGUGCCGUGGAGGAUUAUGCAGCUGACAUAUGUACAGUAGUACGGUAUGUUCUUGUUUGAUUAAAUGGGAUGUUAGUUGUUGUGUCUCAUUAUUUAUUUCAGGGUUGCUUCAGUUUUGUCCAAGUUAUUUUGGGGGCAUUCUCCCCCCGUCUUUUCAUUAAGACGUUCACAUUUGCUGACAAUGAAGAGACCAUUAGUUGUGUAAGAUGAAAUAUCAAGUGAUGUUUUCACUUUAUAGAAUGCGUUGAGUUGGUUAAUAGUAA
Messenger RNA from Salvia miltiorrhiza (redroot sage), 3155 nucleotides. RefSeq lists its product as uncharacterized. NCBI's taxonomy places the organism in Eukaryota, Viridiplantae, Streptophyta, Magnoliopsida, Lamiales, Lamiaceae. The record is from RefSeq and is a predicted model, not a curated record. Gene Ontology annotation, molecular function: protein phosphatase binding; protein phosphatase regulator activity. The coding region runs from base 324 to 2867 and encodes 847 amino acids. The transcript has 19 exons.